Trachymyrmex septentrionalis is the source of this 528-nucleotide messenger RNA. Its product is annotated as telomerase reverse transcriptase-like. The transcript has a single exon. The record is from RefSeq and is a predicted model, not a curated record. The coding region runs from base 1 to 528 and encodes 175 amino acids. Lineage: Eukaryota; Metazoa; Arthropoda; Insecta; Hymenoptera; Formicidae.
AUGUACUCCAACAUCCCGAACGAAUUAGCUUUAAGGAGUGUUUUGAGCAGAUGGAACUUGAUUGAGAAGAAUACUUCUAUCCUCUUUCAAGAAUUUAAAAGAGCCAUUUCCAUCAUCUUAAAUUCCACCUUUUUUAAGUUCAAUGAAGAAUUUUACGAACAAAUUUUCGGUUUGCCCAUGGGAUCACCUCUAUCACCAAUUUUAGCAGACUUGGUAAUUCAAGACUUGGAACAUAAUAUUUUUGACAUACUCAUCACGCACAUACCUUUGUAUUAUCGAUAUGUGGAUGAUAUCUUGCUGGCAGCUCCUACUAAUCAGAUUACUAACAUCUUGGAUUCCUUCAAUGCUUACCAGGAACGCAUAAAAUUUACUGUUGAUUAUGGCGAUGAAUUUGGCAUCAGUUUUUUGGAUGUAAAACUUUUGUAUGACAAGGGCAGUAUUAUUUUCGACUUGUACACGAAGCCUACUCGGAGAGAUACCUCAAUUUUUUCUCAAAUCACCCUACCAUACACAAAAAAGGUAUGGUGA